Molecule: messenger RNA, 3995 nt
Organism: Drosophila miranda
Lineage: Eukaryota; Metazoa; Arthropoda; Insecta; Diptera; Drosophilidae
Gene: Appl
Product: amyloid-beta-like protein
Exons: 12
Coding region: 356-3190 (944 amino acids)
Biological process (GO): central nervous system development; axonogenesis
Cellular component (GO): neuron projection; neuronal cell body; membrane
Molecular function (GO): heparin binding; transition metal ion binding
Source: RefSeq, a predicted model, not a curated record
CUUUUGGGGCAGCUCAAAAGGAAAGCCAACGCGGAGGAAAACGCAAUCAGAGACACAAGCAGUGAAACAACUUAAGCGCCACAAAUCGAAAUCAGAGACCGAGCCAAAUCUUGCAGCAUAGUGUUAAACGAAUAAGCCACCAAAGCAAAUACUCGUACAAUUAACCCGAGCAUCCCGAGACAUCCGUUCAGAGACAGCCGCAUCUGCAGCCAGAGGAGCCGGAUUCCCUUGGAGAAGGAGGAGCUGUUCGACAAAGACAAAGACCAAAAGAAGGCGACACAGCCGCACAGCACAGCACAGCACAGCACAGCAGAGCCGAGCAGAGUUGAGCCAAAGGCCGAAAAGAGUGCGAACAAUGUGCGCCGCUCUGCGUCAACGCAAUUUGUGGCUGCGGAGCCUCUGGGCCGUCGCCGUGGUCGUCCUGGCCAUUGGCACUGUUCAGGGCGCCUCGCCACGCUGGGAACCGCAAAUAGCUGUGCUCUGCGAAGCCGGACAAAUCUAUCAGCCGCAGUAUCUGUCCGAGGAGGGACGCUGGGUGACAGACCUGAGCAAGAAAACAACUGGCGCCACAUGUUUGCGUGAUAAAAUGGAUUUGCUUGAUUACUGCAAGAAGGCCUAUCCCAACCGAGACAUUACCAACAUUGUGGAGUCAUCGCACUACCAGAAGAUCGGUGGCUGGUGCCGCCAGGGCGCCCUGAACGCGGCCAAAUGCAAGGGAUCCCAUCGCUGGAUUAAGCCGUUCCGUUGUCUGGAAGGACCAUUCCAAUCGGACGCCUUGCUGGUGCCAGAAGGUUGCCUCUUCGACCACAUCCAUAAUGCGUCGCGCUGCUGGCCGUUCGUCAGAUGGAACCAGACGGGCGCCGCCGCCUGCCAGGAACGGGGCAUGCAGAUGCGCAGCUUCGCCAUGCUUUUGCCUUGCGGCAUAUCACUCUUCUCCGGCGUGGAAUUCGUCUGCUGCCCAAAGCACUUCAAGACCGAUGAGAUUCAUGUGAAGAAGACCGAUUUACCGGUGAUGCCCCCCGCCCAGAUCAGCAGUGCCAACGAUGAGCUGAACCUGAACGCCAACGAGGAGGAUGACAGCAACGAUUCCAACUAUUCGAAGGAUGCAAACGAUGACGAGCUGGACGACGAGGAUGAUCUGAUGGCCGAUGACGAGGAGGACGAGAUGGUGGCCGACGAGGCGGCUGCGGCAGGCGGCACCGGCACCGGCACCGGCUCUAGCUCAGCCGCGGCUGGCGAUGCUAGCAGCGGCUCCCUGGACGACAUCAAUGCGGAGUAUGACAGCGGCGAGGAUGGCGACAACUACGAGGAGGAUGGCGCCGGCUCCGAGGGCGACAAUGACUCGGACACUUGGGACCAGAACGGCAGCUCCAGCGGCGCCAAGCCCGUGGGCCUGAAGGUUCCAGUUUUCUCCAUGGCAUCCUCCUCCUCAUCGCCGUCCAGCCUGCCCGUGGGCUCCGAUGGCAUCUCCGGCAAGACUCCCGUAAAGCCCGACCAGGUCACACGCAUUCCCAUAUACUCGCCUGCACAGGCUGCAGCCAAAGACGCUGCGAUCAGUAAUGCCAACCAUAUCAAUCGACUUGCUGCCGCCGCCGCUGCCGCCGCUGCUGCUGCUGCUGCUACUGGGGCUGCUGGGGCACCUCCGUCGACGGCCCAGCCCACCUCUGACCCGUACUUCACCCACUUUGAUCCGCACUACGAGCAUCAGAGCUACAAAGUAAGUCAGAAAGAAGCCCAACAGCGCCUUGAGGAAUCGCACCGCGAGAAGGUCACCCGUGUGAUGAAGGACUGGUCCGAUCUGGAGGAGAAGUACCAGGACAUGCGCCUAGCCGAUCCUAAGGCUGCCCAAUCUUUUAAGCAGCGCAUGACCGCCCGCUUCCAGACUUCUGUUCAGGCACUCGAGGAAGAAGGCAACGCCGAGAAGCACCAGCUGGCCGCUAUGCACCAGCAACGCGUCCUCGCCCACAUCAACCAGAGGAAGCGCGAGGCCAUGACCUGCUACACCCAGGCCCUUACCGAGCAGCCGCCCAACGCCCAUCACGUGGAGAAGUGUCUGCAAAAGCUGCUGCGGGCCUUGCAUAAGGACCGAGCCCAUGCACUGGCACACUACCGACACCUGUUGAACUCGGGGGGACCGGGAGGCCUGGAGGCGGCUGCCUCAGAGCGACCCCGCACUCUGGAGCGUCUGAUCGACAUCGAUCGGGCGGUGAACCAGUCGAUGACCAUGCUGAAGCGCUACCCGGAACUGUCCGCCAAAAUCGCUCAGCUGAUGAACGAUUACAUCCUGGCUCUGCGCAGCAAGGACGACAUUCCCGGCUCGUCGCUUGGCAUGAGCGAGGAGGCAGAGGCGGGCAUUUUGGAUAAGUACCGCAUCGAGAUCGAACGCAAGGUGGCCGAGAAGGAGCGUCUGCGUCUGGCCGAAAAACAGCGAAAGGAGCAGCGUGCCGCCGAGCGUGAGAAGCUGCGCGAGGAAAAGCUACGUAUGGAGGCCAAGAAGGUUGACGACAUGCUCAAGUCGCAGGCGGCCGAGCAGCAGUCCCAAUCCCCGUCCCAGUUCCAGUCCUCCUCUCAGUCCCAGUCCCCAGCCCUGUUGCAGGCACAGCAACAGCAACAGCAGUCGCAGCAGCAAGACAAGAGCGUCAACAGCAAGGAGCUGGGCAUCGACGGCGGCCUCGUAACCGCAGCCAACCUGAAUCUCGACACCACCAAGAGCGAGAAGGACCUGGCCGAUGCCGAGUACGCCGAGGCCACUGUCAGCACCAAGGUGCAGACCGUGCUGCCAACGGUUGACGAUGAUGCCGUUCAACGGGCGGUGGAGGAUGUGGCUGCUGCCGUGGCCCACCAAGAGGCCGAGCCGCAGGUGCAGCACUUCAUGACCCACGAUCUGGGCCACCGCGAAUCGAGCUUCUCGCUGCGCCGCGAGUUCGCGCACGCGCACGCGGCCAAGGAGGGACGCAACGUCUACUUCACUCUCUCCUUUGCCGGCAUCGCCCUCAUGGCGGCUGUCUUUGUGGGUGUGGCCGUGGCCAAGUGGCGAACAUCGCGCUCGCCGCACGCCCAGGGCUUCAUUGAGGUGGAUCAGAACGUGACCACACACCAUCCCAUCGUACAGGAGGAGAAGAUUGUGCCCAAUAUGCAGAUCAAUGGGUACGAGAAUCCGACCUAUAAGUACUUCGAGGUGAAAGAGUAAGCGCCCCAGGCAGCCAGGCAGCGGUAGAGCAAGCGAGCAGGCGAGAGCACGGCACAUCAACAGCAAACAGCAAACAGCAAAACGCAAAAGCAGCAGCAAAAAACCAACAAUUUCAAAAGGAAACUUAAACAUAAUAUUAAAUACAAAAAAUGAAAUGAAGAAAAGGUUUUUUUUUCGUCAAAAGGAGCGCAGUUCCAAUAAGAGAUAAAAGCAGUUAAGAAUGAAAGGCAAAACAUGCAAAUGAAGGAAGAUUCGGAUGAAAGUAUCCAAUGAAUGGUAAUGCAUCUAUAUAUUAAAUUAAAGCAAGCAGAAUGGCAAAUAAUAUAAAGCAAGCAAUUAAAUUUAAGUAUUUAAAUGUUUAACAAAAUGCAGUCAAACAUCCUCCCUCUCUCUCUAUCUCAAGCUCACUCGCUGUCUCUCUCUCUCUCUCACUCACUCCCUUUCCCUUUUAGACACACACACACACACGCAAGCAUACAGUUUUCUCUUUCACAAAACAUCCGUAUUCGUACGAGUACACCGAAAAACAGUAUUCUGUUGCUUUUCCCAACAUUUCCCAAUAUUUGAAAUGUGGCUCUACUUGAGAAGGAGAGAGUACUUGAGUUCAGCGAGGCAGUCGAAAGCAGGAAAGCAGGAAAGCAACACACAAGCACAGACAUACAUACAUACAUACAUACAUACACUAAGGAAGGAGCUAGAGUUGGAGCAGCAGAAGGACUAGAAUAAAGAGAAGAGCAAAAGCAAAAGCAAUGCAAAAUGCAAAAAAAAAGAUAUUCCUAGUAAAUAAAUUGUCAAGUCACACUCA